AUGGCGGACUCGUCGGAAACGUUUGCCUUCUCGGCCGACAUCAACCAGCUCCUCUCGCUCAUCAUCAACACGUUCUACUCGAACAAGGACGUGUUCCUCCGCGAACUCAUCUCGAACGCGUCGGAUGCGCUCGACAAGAUCCGCUACCAGUCGCUCACGGACGCGUCGGUGCUCGACUCGGACAAGGACCUCGAGAUCAAGGUGAUCCCGGACAAGGCCAACGGCACGCUCACGCUCCAGGACUCGGGUCUCGGCAUGACCAAGGCCGACCUCGUCAACAACCUCGGCACGAUCGCCAAGUCGGGCACGAAGGCCUUCAUGGAGGCCCUCCAGGCCGGCGCCGAUAUCUCGAUGAUCGGUCAGUUCGGUGUCGGUUUCUACUCGGCCUACCUCGUCGCCGACCGCGUCACCGUGCACUCGAAGCACAACGACGACGAGCAGCACGUGUGGGAGUCGGCCGCCGGCGGCUCGUUCACGGUCACGCGCGACUUGACCUCGGAGCCCAUCCAGCGCGGUACGCGCAUCGUGCUCAAGCUCAAGGAGGACAUGCUCGAGUACCUCGAGGAGCGCAAGCUCAAGGACCUCGUCAAGAAGCACUCUGAGUUCAUUGGCUUCCCGAUCCGCCUCUACGUCGAGAAGACGACGGAGAAGGAGGUCACGGACGACGAGGACGAGGAAGAAGAGGAGAAGGACGGCGACGACAAGCCCAAGAUCGAAGAAGUCACGGACGACGACGACAAGAAGAAGAAGACCAAGAAGAUCAAGGAAGUGUCGCACGAGUGGGACCACCUCAACGCGCAGAAGCCCAUCUGGAUGCGCAAGCCCGAGGAUGUGACGCACGAGGAGUAUGCUGCCUUCUACAAGUCGCUCACGAACGACUGGGAGGAGCAUGCGUCGGUCAAGCACUUCUCGGUCGAGGGCCAGCUCGAGUUCAAGGCGUGCCUCUUCACGCCCAAGCGCGCGCCGUUCGACAUGUUCGAGGGUGGUGCCAAGAAGAAGCUCAACAACAUCAAGCUCUACGUGCGCCGCGUCUUCAUCAUGGACAACUGCGAGGACCUCAUGCCCGAGUACCUCUCGUUCGUCAAGGGUGUGGUCGACUCGGAAGACUUGCCGCUUAACAUCUCGCGUGAGACGCUCCAGCAGAACAAGAUCCUCCGCGUUAUCAAGAAGAACCUCGUCAAGAAGUGCUUGGACAUGUUCAACGAGCUCGCCGAAGACGCCGAGAAGUACAAGAAGUUCUACGAGGCCUUCUCGAAGAACCUCAAGCUCGGCAUCCACGAAGACUCGACCAACCGCACCAAGAUUGCCAAGCUCUUGCGCUACCACUCGACCAAGUCGGGCGAGGACCUCACGUCGCUCGACGACUACAUCUCGCGCAUGCCCGAGAACCAGCCCGGCAUUUACUACGUGACGGGCGAGUCGAAGAAGUCGGUCGAGAACUCGCCGUUCAUUGAGAAGCUCAAGAAGAAGGGCUAUGAAGUCCUCUUCAUGGUCGACCCCAUCGACGAGUACGCUGUCCAGCAGCUCAAGGACUACGAGGGCAAGAAGCUCAUCUGCGCCACGAAGGAAGGCCUCGACAUGUCCGAGUCAGAGGAUGAGAAGAAGUCGUUCGAGGAGGCCAAGGCCGCCACGGAGGGCCUCUGCAAGCUCAUGAAGGAAGUGCUUGACGAGAAGGUCGAGAAGGUCCAGAUCUCGAACCGCAUUGUCGAGUCGCCUUGCGUGCUCGUCACGGGCGAGUACGGCUGGUCGGCCAACAUGGAGCGCAUCAUGAAGGCGCAGGCCCUCCGCGACUCGUCGACCUCGUCGUACAUGUCGUCGAAGAAGACGAUGGAGAUCAACCCGUUGCACCCGAUCAUCAAGUCGCUCCGCGAGAAGGCUGAUGUUGACAAGAGCGACAAGACGGUCAAGGACCUCAUCUGGCUCCUCUACGAUACGUCGCUCCUCACCUCGGGCUUCUCGCUCGACGAGCCCACGACGUUUGCCAACCGCAUCCACCGCCUCAUCAAGCUCGGCCUCAGCAUCGACGACGAUGACGUUGUCGACGAGAACCUCGAUGACCUCCCGCCGCUCGAGGGCGACGAUGGCAUGGAGGAGUCGACGAUGGAGGAAGUCGACUAA
Saprolegnia diclina VS20 is the source of this 2118-nucleotide messenger RNA. Its product is annotated as heat shock protein 90-2. The record is from RefSeq and is a predicted model, not a curated record. The transcript has a single exon. Gene Ontology annotation, biological process: protein folding; protein stabilization; cellular response to heat. Lineage: Eukaryota; Oomycota; Saprolegniomycetes; Saprolegniales; Saprolegniaceae. Gene Ontology annotation, molecular function: ATP hydrolysis activity; ATP-dependent protein folding chaperone; ATP binding. The coding region runs from base 1 to 2118 and encodes 705 amino acids. Gene Ontology annotation, cellular component: perinuclear region of cytoplasm; protein-containing complex; cytosol.